AUGAUUCGGGCACAGAGCCUGCCCUGGAGGGAAGCUCUCCGUCAGGCUUCGCGGGCACUCCCGUGUAGAUACUCAGCUUCGUCUUUCAGAUUUAACGCAAUCUCGAGCCUAGAGGCGAGGACUUUGCAUCAUUCCCCCUUCGCUUCGGCAUCCCGAACUUUCUCAUCCAGUCAUGCACAACGAAAAGAAAAGCCGCAACCACCUGCGCCGAAAGAUGAAAAGGAGGAGGGAACGGAGGUAGAAAAGGAUCAGGAGCAAAAGCCAAGACCUGGGAAACCCACUGAAGGGAAAGAUAAGUCUUCAGAUACGCCGUCGCCAAUACCCGUUUCUGCUUCGCCGGCAGACCCAAAACCUAGCAGCGCAAGCGCUUCCGGAGGCGCUGCCUCUGGGAGCGGCGAUGGCGGGAAAAGGGGCCGGAAAACCUCUGCGGAAAAGGCCCUGCAGAAAGCUACGAUUCCAGAUAUCUAUCCACAGGUCAUGGCUAUUCCAAUUGCACGCAGGCCAUUGUUCCCCGGAUAUUACAAGGCGGUUACUGUCCGGGAUCCCAAUGUUAUAGCAGCCAUACAGGAAAUGAUGAAGCGGGGACAACCAUAUGUUGGCGCAUUUUUGCUUAAGGAUGAAGCGGCGGAUAGAGAUGUGAUAGAGGAUAUAGAUGAGGUGCAUGAUGUUGGUGUAUUUGCGCAGAUCACAAGUGUCUUCCCCGUACCCGGAGCCGAGAGCGGUUUGACCGCAGUCCUGUAUCCUCACAGGAGAAUCAAGAUUUCGUCACUGACACCAUCCAGGGAUGCAUCGCAGAAUGCUGAGGGUGACCAGCAGGCUACGAAGGAAGCAACUGCUGAAAAGCAGGGUGACGUUGUCGCCAGCUUUGAAGAGGCCACGCUAGACCAGCCACCGAAGGAGCCUCCAUACGAACCUACCUCGUUCUUACACAAAUAUCCUGUCAGUAUAGUCGAUGUGGAGAAUCUUACAGAGGAGCCUUAUGACAAGAAGAAUACCAUGAUUCGCGCUGUUACGAACGAGAUCGUGAAUGUCUUCAAGGAUAUUGCAAAUCUGAAUCCUCUUUUCCGUGAUCAGAUCUCGACCUUUUCCAUGAGUCACUCCGGCAAUAUUAUGGAUGAACCGGCAAACCUAGCUGAUUUCGCUGCUGCUGUGUCUGCUGGCGAAGUCAAUGAGUUACAAGAUGUCUUGGACACGAUGAACAUCCAGGAACGCCUGUCUAAGGCACUCGUGGUUUUAAAAAAAGAACUCAUGAAUGCGCAACUGCAAUCGAAGAUAUCAAAGGAUGUCGAAGCGAAAAUACAAAAGCGGCAGCGAGAAUAUUGGCUGAUGGAACAGAUGAAGGGUAUUCGUCGUGAACUGGGAAUCGAAUCCGACGGGAAAGAAAAGCUUGUGGAGAAGUUUAAGGAGAAGACGGAGAAACUUGCUAUGCCUGACGGUGUGAAGAAAGUGUUUGAUGAAGAGCUGAACAAACUGUCACACCUUGAACCUGCAGCUUCAGAGUUCAACGUCACGAGGAACUACCUUGACUGGAUAACACAGGUUCCAUGGGGUAAGAGGAGUGCUGAGACUUUUGGCAUUAAGAACGCAAUGGCCGUGUUGGAUGAAGACCACUAUGGUUUGAAGGACGUCAAGGAUCGUAUCUUGGAAUUUAUUGCUGUUGGGAAACUUCGGGGGACCGUCGAGGGAAAGAUUCUCUGUUUUGUGGGGCCUCCUGGCGUUGGUAAAACUAGCAUUGGAAAAUCGAUUGCGCGAGCACUUAAUCGGGAGUACUAUCGAUUCAGCGUCGGUGGACUUACAGACGUGGCGGAGAUUAAGGGUCAUCGACGAACCUACAUUGGUGCUUUACCAGGUCGCGUCAUCCAAGCCCUGAAAAAGUGUCAGACCGAGAACCCCUUGAUACUUAUCGAUGAAGUUGAUAAAAUCGGUCGAGGGCAUCAGGGCGAUCCCUCGUCGGCUCUUCUGGAACUUUUGGACCCAGAGCAAAACUCCUCUUUCUUGGAUCACUACAUGGACAUCUCCGUUGAUCUUUCAAAGGUUUUAUUUGUCUGCACUGCUAAUAUGACAGAUACAAUUCCCCGUCCCUUGCUGGAUAGAAUGGAAAUAAUCGAGUUGUCUGGGUACGUUGCAGACGAGAAGAUGGCUAUCGCGGAACGAUAUUUGGCACCCACAGCGAAGGAGAUGAGUGGUCUGAAAGACGUUGAUGUGAAGCUGGAGAAGGGCGCUAUUGAGGAAUUAAUCAAGUCGUACUGUCGUGAAAGUGGUGUGCGAAAUCUCAAGAAGCAGAUAGAAAAGGUUUACAGAAAAGCUGCGUUGAAUAUUAUACAGUCUUUACCGGAGCAGGAGAUGGAAGCUGAAGAAACAGCUGUCCGAGAGGAGGUGAAAACUGACCCUGAACAGGAGAAGAAAACCGAAGAAAGUGAAGAGGGAGGCGAGGUAUCACCUCAAGUUCAACCACCGAUAGUCGCGGUCCAUGUCCCAAAAGAUGUACACGUUUCAAUUGAUAGAGAGGAUCUCAAAGAUUAUGUUGGUCCUCCCAUUUUCACCUCUGACAGGCUCUAUGAUGUUACCCCUCCAGGUGUAGCCAUGGGUCUGGCGUGGACCAGCAUGGGAGGCGCUGCUUUAUAUGUCGAGUCGAUUCUGGAAGCUACCCUAUCACCUACAUCCACUCCAAGUAUCGAGCAGACCGGAAACCUUAUGACGGUUAUGAAGGAGUCGACUGUGAUAGCGUAUUCGUUUUCGAAAUCGUUGAUGGCCAAGGAGUUUCCGGAGAAUAGAUUCUUCGAGCGGGCGAAGGUCCACUUGCAUUGUCCAGAAGGCGCUGUUCAGAAAGACGGACCCUCUGCUGGCAUCACGAUGGCAGCCUCCCUACUCUCACUUGCCCUCAACCAUCCCAUCGACCCUACAAUUGCCAUGACUGGCGAACUUACUGUGACGGGCAAAGUUCUCCGUAUCGGUGGCCUGCGCGAGAAAACCGUCGCAGCUCGACGAGCGGGUGCCAAGUCAAUAAUCUUCCCAGCCGAUAACAUGUCCGAUUGGCUGGAACUACCUGAGAACAUCAAAAAGGGCAUCGAAGGCCAUGCUGUAAACUGGUAUUCGGAAGUUUACGACAUCAUCUUCCGCGACCUUGACAAGAUCCAAGCUCAAAAUAUGUGGAAGACCCAACUUGAACAGGUUCCCAACGUCAUAAAAUCUGACAAUCCCAAGGAGGGUUCAACGAACUGA
Paracoccidioides brasiliensis Pb18 is the source of this 3222-nucleotide messenger RNA. Its product is annotated as ATP-dependent protease La. Bases 1 to 3222 code for a protein of 1073 amino acids. Gene Ontology annotation, cellular component: mitochondrial matrix. The transcript has 3 exons. The record is from RefSeq and is a predicted model, not a curated record. Gene Ontology annotation, biological process: protein catabolic process; chaperone-mediated protein complex assembly; protein quality control for misfolded or incompletely synthesized proteins. Gene Ontology annotation, molecular function: ATP binding; single-stranded DNA binding; ATP-dependent peptidase activity.